Daphnia magna is the source of this 785-nucleotide messenger RNA. RefSeq names its product transmembrane protein 230. NCBI's taxonomy places the organism in Eukaryota, Metazoa, Arthropoda, Branchiopoda, Diplostraca, Daphniidae. The coding region runs from base 278 to 640 and encodes 120 amino acids. The transcript has 5 exons. Gene Ontology annotation, cellular component: endomembrane system. The record is from RefSeq and is a predicted model, not a curated record.
UGCAAUAUAAAUUUAUUCAUAGCACUUGAAGGUUGGAGCGGUUGGAGUACUGUUGUAACUGUUGCAAUAGGUGUUACUGUUUUUUUGUGAUCAUUGUGUAAAAAUAAAUCAAUAAUUACAACUUAAAUUUUUACUUACAAGUACUUACAAGUAAAAAUUUAUACUUGGUAGUUCGCUUAUGUUGUCUUAAAAACAAGUGUUACAUUCUGUGAAAUUGCAAUCUGUGGAUCUUCUUGGAUCUGCUCUAGGAAUUUCUUGGAAAUUUUGGAAUUUCAGAAUGAUCAGAAAAACACCCAAUAAAAUGAAGAGCUCUCGUCAUGAUGAUGUUCAGUAUCAUCGAAUGACAGCACAAAAUGAUGGUUUUGUGGACAUGCAGUUUGAACAAAGUUCACCCCAAAAGAUUCCAUGGAAAGCCAUCCUUCUGUCAUUUGCACUAUUUGUGGGUGGAACAGUGUUUCUUAUACUUGGUUCCCUCUUGGUGUCCGGAACUAUUGACUCAAAGUAUGGAGAUCGCACAUGGCCGCUGAUUAUCAUAGGGUUGAUAAUGUUCAUCCCAGGAGUGUACCACGUAAGAAUUGCUUUUCUCGCAUUUACGGGUUGCAAAGGGUUCUCGUUCGAAGACAUUCCGGGAUUUAAUUAGAUCUUUUCCUUAGAUUAGUUUUGUUCCUUGCUAUGUUCUGUAUGUAAUUUGAAGUAUCAAGUAUAUUCCAAGUGCCAUCGAAUUCUAUUAUUUUCCUAUUAUGUUGCUGUGCAAUACAAAAUAAAAUUUCAAAAUUUUUAAUUAA